AUGCGUUUCACUUCCUUCGCCAGCGUGGCCGUCGCGCUCGCUCUGGUCUCGCUUCCGGCAUCCCGAGCACAACAAGCGUCCUCGACAUCAAGCGUUCCGGGAAGCUCUCCAACGCCUGCGCCCACGGCUCCCGCAUCGUCGACGCCAGCCAAUACCACCGUCUUGUCCACCAUCACCACCACGCUCAGCAGCGGUCAGUCAUUGCCUACCAGUCUCACCGCUUCAGCGUCCUCAAACGGGAGUGUCUGGUACAUUCCCGUCUCCACCGUGGUGCCUGUGUCCCAGAACGCCACGUCCACAACAUCCUCGGCCGCUAGCGCCACCUCGCCCGCCUCCGUCAAGGCUACAAACACCUCACUACCACUUGACACCAUCAUCGACCCCGCCUUUGGUGUCCUUGGCGUCAUCCUCAUCGGCGCCGGUCUUCCCAUGGGCUUUUACGGCCACCGCAACCGAUGGUCGAGCUACUUCCUGUCCGGCUUCUUUGCCCUUGCGCUCAUCUGCAUCUCUAUCAUCCUCAAAGUCGGCGUCGAGCCUGCCAUCAACCCUCCGUCCAAGGCGAUUCGUGGCCUCUUCCUCGUAGCUGCCGUCAUUGCUGGUGCAGUCGGUGGCAUCAUUUCCAUCGUGUUUUGGCGCGGCGCCGGUCUACUCGCCUGUGGCCUCGGCGGCUUCUUUUUCGGCCUCUUCAUCCAAGCCGUUCGCCCAGGUGGACUAAUCCGCCCCAUCGGCCUCCGCUUCAUCCUCUACAUUGGCCUCUAUGCCCUCUUCUUCACGGUUAGCUGCAUAGAGCGAGUCCACCCGCUCAUGCUUGCGCUGGCGACCGCCAUUAUCGGUGCCACCGCCGUGACGCUCGGCAUCGACUGCUUCUCCACCCAAGGUCUCAAGGAAUUCUACGUGCGCAACCUCGGCUUCGAUGCACUCUUCAGCAACAAGUACCCGCCCGUCUUCCAGAAUGGUCACUUUCCCAUGGUGCAAGGCAUGCAGAUCGAGCUCGGUGUCUUGGGCGCGCUCGUCCUCAUGGGCUUCGCAUUCCAGAUGCGCCUCUGGUCCGAUCUUCGCACCCAGCUCGCCGUGCUCAAGCGUUCCGACGAGAAGCGCAACCUGCGUUCCAAGGCCGAGCGUGCAGCGCGUGCCGUCGCUCGAACGGCCAAGCGCGACCUGGCCGAGUGGGAAGCUCGUCACGGAUACAAGAAGACCGCCACCGGCAACCCAGCUUCGAGGGACGAAGAGAUGGCACUUCCCGCCGCCUCGACGCCUGAUCUCAAGGACGCCCGCAGCCGCACGAGCUCCUUCAUGACUCUCUUCCGCUCCAACACCGACAACACUCAGCUGGCCACACCGACCUCGCAUGCUGAAAAGCUCGCCGACUCUCCGGGCGCCUCGAGCACACUCGACAAUGCGGCCUUCCCCUUCCCCGCCCAAUCGGCCGGUCGUCGUAGCUCGCAGUUCCUCGAGUACAUCCAGAGAGGGCCCGAACGCGUGGAGCCCGAAGGCCCUCUGCAGCUCGACCUGAGCACCAUCGGCACUCCUCUUGGUGACAUGCAACCACCUGCUGAAAGCUUCGCCAUGAGUCCGAUGAGCAGCGCUCCGCGACCGGGCGCAUACACUCCACAGCCGCCGAAGUCGCUCGACAUGGCGCGCGCCACGUCGCCUGAUUCCGCUGGAGGACCUGACUCGUUCCGCAGACGAUCAGCCUCAACGGCUGCUUUGAUGGAAAACAAUGCCAGCUUCCUGGACCCUGCGCCGCCCAGACUGGAUCUCGAAAACAGCACAGGCCGCCCGACAGUCGACUCGAACAGGACAAUGAGCACCACAAGCUCUACUUUCGCAGAAGAUGCCGCUCGGUUCCUUCCAUCGGCUCAGCCGAAACGCAGCGCGAGCGCGACGUCCGGACCUCAAAUCGGCCUGACGGCAGCAUCUGCAGCGGUUUCACACGAACGCACCUUCUCAAACCCAAGCGCACCAAGUGGGCCCGGGUUGGCAAGCAUGACUCCAAUGGCCAAGAGUCAUUCCCAUCAGGGCCAGCUGCAGCUUCAUACGGCAGCUCUGUACGCGGACGCGCAUGCAGAACGCUACACUGCAGAGAUGCAGCGACAGAGUCCUCUGGCGUCGCCCACGUAUGCUCCUUCCAUCUCCGCCUCCAAGAUGAUCAGCGGUGGCCAGAGCAAUGCGGUCAUGCAAGCUCGCCAGUCUCUCGCGAAGCGUCGCAGUGAUCAGCCGAUGGUGCCGUGGACCAACCCCGGCGCCACGGGACAAGGCGGCUCUGCGCACAAGGGCGCUGCCAGUGCCGAUUCGCAGCCGCGAGUCCGCGCCAUGUCGAUUGAAGAACUGGAGGCGCGCCAUCGUGCCAAGCUGGCUGCGCUGCAGGCGCCUGCUACCCAGACGGUGCACGAAGCCGAUGCUCUGCGCAGGGCCAAGGAGGACUGGGAGCGAAAGCAGAAGUUGGAGAGGAGGCGCAUGCAAGAACGUGAAGCUCACAAGCAUGCAGCGGCAGCAGCGGCUGGCGACGGGCUCGUCUCGCCUUCCCAUAGCCGAAUCGGUUCUCCCGACAUGCAGAGGCCUGUCUCUGGUAGCUCGCGCGACGAACGUCGGCGGUCCCGCGCGCUAAGCGCGACACUGCUCGAGGCUGUCGGCGAAGAGAGCCGUGACUCGGCGGGCAUGAGCCGGGCUGCCGAAUGGCGCAAGUCGGUCUCUGGGAUGGAUCAGCUGGACCCCCGGGCGGCGAGGCCCUCGAAUCCUCCUACGCCGAGCAGCACUCGUCCGACUUCGCCGCAGCCCAAUGCUGGACUCGAGCGAUCGACGGCCAAUCCGUUCCCUGCUCAGGCCGCACAGCAGCGUAAGCGCUUGAGCGAGACCGACAGGCGACGAUUGAGCCAAGGAGCUGGCGACCGAUCGCAGCGUCGCCACAGCCAGCCACUGCUCGACUUCAACCUGCCUCGCGGCGGCAGCUAG
This is a messenger RNA of Moesziomyces antarcticus, 2952 nucleotides long. RefSeq lists its product as uncharacterized. The record is from RefSeq and is a predicted model, not a curated record. Bases 1 to 2952 code for a protein of 983 amino acids. NCBI's taxonomy places the organism in Eukaryota, Fungi, Basidiomycota, Ustilaginomycetes, Ustilaginales, Ustilaginaceae. The transcript has a single exon.